This is a messenger RNA of Closterium sp. Yama58-4, 774 nucleotides long. Lineage: Eukaryota; Viridiplantae; Streptophyta; Zygnematophyceae; Desmidiales; Closteriaceae. The record is from the annotation of a GenBank genome assembly.
AUGGCGCAAGCGCUGAAGCUCUUCCAUGCCGCUCGGCGCGCUGCAUCGCGCGCAGCUGACGCGGGCCCAUCACCGCUUUCCGCCUUCCGCAAUUCCCCGUCGUCCCCACUUCUUCCGCCGCGCUUUCCUCCGCCUUGCGCGGGCAGCCCUUUCCCCGCCAAACCAUGCCCGUCCGUGACCGAUCAAGCGCUAACCGGCGGAAUAAUAGAACGUAGCGCUACUCACCUCCGCGCCCCCAUUAAUGAGUCAUUCGCCGCCGCUCCAGCCUUUCCCCCCGCCACCCCACCAUCCACCGCUCUCCGCGCCGUUUCCGCCUUCCGCCACUUCCUUGCCGCGCCCGCGCCUUCCCCUUCGCCAUCCCUUCCGCCACCACCCGCCGUGCAUUCCCGCGCAGCUUCGACCCCUGGCGGAAACGGGAUCAGCGGGGCCACAUGCGGGGGAGGGGUGCGCGUGAGGGGGAUGAGCGGGGGAAGCGGGGGGAGCAUCUAUGUGCGAUCGACGCGGGAGCCAAGCGGGUUGGCAUCGGUGCCGCUGGUGCCGCUCGUUCUCGGUCUAGCUGGUGCCAUCCCAUUCGUCACCCUCGCACCGCCCAUAUGCUCCCUCGUUCCCCUCCCUGAGCUGCUGGCAACACAGCCGGCAGCAGCGCAGGCGGCGUACGGGGCAGCCAUCCUCGCCUUCCUGGGGGGACCGCACUGGGGGCUCGCCAUGGCCCGAUACGCCGCCACCACGUCAGAGGCGAGUCUAGGCAACUUCUCAGUCUCAGCUGCCCAGUGA